Staurois parvus is the source of this 2076-nucleotide messenger RNA. NCBI's taxonomy places the organism in Eukaryota, Metazoa, Chordata, Amphibia, Anura, Ranidae. The record is from the annotation of a GenBank genome assembly.
AUGGCGUCCACGGCGGCGGGGAAGCAGCGGAUCCCGAAAGUGGCCAAGGUGAAGAAUAAAGCCCCUGCAGAAGUGCAGAUAACAGCUGAGCAACUGCUGAGAGAAGCCAAAGAAAGAGAACUUGAGUUACUACCUCCUCCCCCAAAACAGAAGAUCACAGAUGAAGAAGAACUGAAUGACUACAAAUUAAGGAAACGAAAGACAUUUGAAGAUAAUAUAAGGAAAAACAGAACUGUUAUUAGUAACUGGAUAAAAUAUGCACAAUGGGAAGAAAGUCUAAAGGAAGUUCAAAGGGCGCGAUCUAUAUACGAGCGAGCAUUGGAUGUAGACCACAGGAAUAUCACACUAUGGCUGAAAUAUGCAGAAAUGGAGAUGAAGAACCGCCAGGUUAACCAUGCACGAAAUAUAUGGGAUAGAGCUAUCACCAUCCUACCUAGAGUAAACCAGUUCUGGUACAAAUACACCUACAUGGAGGAGAUGCUGGGCAAUGUUGCCUGGUACCAGGCAGGUAUUUGAACGUUGGAUGGACUGGCAGCCUGAAGAACAAGCAUGGCAUUCCUACAUCAAUUUUGAACUUCGCUACAAGGAAGUGGACAAAGCACGGUCCAUUUAUGAGAGAUUUGUCAUUGUACAUCCUGAUGUGAAGAACUGGAUCAAGUAUGCCCGCUUUGAGGAGAAGCAUGGAUACAUUGCACACGCAAGGAAGGUGUACGAGAGGGCAGUGGAGUUUUUCGGAGAGUUUCAUAUGGAUGAGAAUCUUUAUGUUGCAUUUGCCAAAUUUGAGGAAAAUCAAAAAGAGUCUGAAAGAGUACGAGUCAUCUAUAAAUAUGCCCUAGACAGAAUCUCAAAGCAACAUGCCCAAGAGCUGUUCAAGAACUACACCAUUUUUGAAAAAAAAAAUACGGGGACCGGAGGGGGAUUGAAGAUAUCAUCGUGAAUAAAAGGCGAUUUCAGUAUGAGGAAGAAGUCAAGGCCAAUCCUCAUAAUUAUGAUGCUUGGUUUGACUACUUGCGGUUGGUGGAAAGUGAUGCAGAUGCUGACACUGUCCGAGAAGUGUAUGAACGUGCUAUUGCUAACAUCCCGCCCACUAAGGAGAAGAGACACUGGAAAAGAUAUAUAUACUUGUGGAUUAACUAUGCACUGUAUGAAGAGCUGGAGGCAAAGGAUCCAGAAAGGACCAGACAAGUAUAUCAAGCCUGCUUAGAAUUAAUACCACACAAAAAGUUUACAUUUGCCAAAAUGUGGUUAAUGUAUGCACAAUUUGAAAUACGACAGAAAAAUCUUCCUUUUGCUCGAAAAGCUUUGGGCACAUCCAUUGGCAAAUCACCAAAACAGAAGUUGUUUAAAGGCUAUAUAGAACUGGAGUUACAACUUCGAGAAUUUGAUAGAUGUAGAAAGUUGUAUGAAAAGUUUUUGGAAUUUGGACCUGAAAACUGCACAACAUGGAUUAAAUUUGCAGAAUUGGAAACUAUUCUGGGUGAUGUUGAAAGAGCCCGUGCUGUGUAUGAGCUUGCUAUUGGACAGCCACGUCUUGAUAUGCCUGAAGUUCUUUGGAAAUCAUACAUUGACUUUGAAAUUGAACAGGAAGAAUUUGAUAAAACAAGAAACUUAUAUAGAAGACUUCUACAGAGAACACAGCAUGUUAAGGUUUGGAUCAGCUUUGCACAGUUUGAACUGACAACUGGUGCUGAGGACACGCUGGGUAAAUGCAGGCAAAUCUAUGAGGAGGCAAACAAGACUCUCAGGAACUGUGAAGAGAAGGAAGAGAGACUGAUGCUACUUGAGUCCUGGAGGAGCUUUGAGCAGGAAUUUGGCUCUGAGAGUACACAGGAAAGGGUGGCCAAGCUGAUGCCAGAGAGGGUCAAGAAGAGGAGAAAACUCCAAGCAGAGGAUGGGUCAGAUGCUGGUUGGGAGGAAUACUAUGACUACAUCUUUCCUGAGGAUGCUGCCAAUCAGCCCAAUCUUAAACUUCUUGCCAUGGCCAAGCUCUGGAAGAAACAGCAGAAAGAUGAUGAUGAUGAUGAAGAGGAAGAGGAACAAGAUCCUGAUAAAGACAUUGAUGAGAGCACUUCCUGA